AUGGUAAGAUUUGGAAAUGUGAUGAAGGCAAUGCCUCAAAUCGAUAAACAACAACCACGGGCUAGCGAGGCCAUGGCAACGGGUCAAGUUCUACACCAAACUUCAAAAGGGGCACCAAAGUCACCGAUUAGGAUGAUGUUGGGUGGGUUUGUUGUUAUUGGCGCUCUUGCUUACUUUACACUGUAUUAUCAUAAGAAACCUGAGGCCACGGCUUUGGACGUGGCCAAAGUUGCUACGGGCACUGCAAACUUGGGAAACACUCGUCCCCAAAAGUGA
This is a messenger RNA of Lactuca virosa, 276 nucleotides long. The record is from the annotation of a GenBank genome assembly. Lineage: Eukaryota; Viridiplantae; Streptophyta; Magnoliopsida; Asterales; Asteraceae.